ACUCACCUCAACUUUUACAACCAGAGACUGAAGACCAGACUGGAGACUCUUCUGAUCCUGAGACUGAUGACAGUGACCGGAAGGAAAGCAGUGGACGUUCGUCUCUGGAAAAUUAUAAAGUCUCAGUCAGUGAUUUGAGAUGCAGUGCUGGUGGGAAAUCAUUCAGCUGCUGUGAGUGUCGGAAAAGAUUUGGCACCAAGACAAUUCUGAAGAUACACAUGAGAACUCAUACAGGAGAGAAACCUUUCAGCUGUUUAAUCUGUAAGAAAUCUUUUGCGUCGGGUGGAAAUUUAAGGAUACACAUGAGAAUGCAUACAGGAGAGAAACCGUACAGUUGCUCAGUUUGUGAGAAAAGAUUUGGAACCAAUCAACGUCUAAAGAACCACACGAUAACUCAUACUGGAGAGAAAUCCUUUAGCUGCUCUGAGUGUCCAAAAUGUUUUGGAACUGAGACGCAUCUCAAGAGACACAUGAUAACUCACACAGGAGAAAAGCCUUUCAGCUGCUCAGUCUGUAAGCAAUCGUUUGCAUUGAGUGGAAAUUUACAGAAACACAUGAGAAUCCACACGGGAGAGAAGCCUUUCAGCUGCAGCGUUUGUGACAAAAGAUUUGCCUGGCGUUUACAGAUCAAAAAACAUAAAUGUGUCGGUCGUCAGUCGUCACAGCUUCAUCAGAGUCAAACGGAGGAGAACAGAGAGGCAGAUCCUCCAGCCAGCAGAGAAACUCAACACAUGGUAACAGAAGCUGAUGGAGAGGACUGUGGAGGACCAGAACCAGCCAGGAACUCACAUCCACUUUUACCACCAGAGACUGAAGACCAGACUGGAGACUCUUCUGUAGCUGAGAUUGAAGUUAGUUAUGAUGAUUGGGAGGAGACCAGAGAACCUCAGUCAGGUUUAAAGUCUCGGAAAAAUGAGGAAGUUCCUGCCAGUGAUUCGAGAUGUAGUGCUGAUGAAAAACCUUUUAGCUGUUCUGAGUGUGGAAAAAGAUUUGGGGCCAAAACAACUCUGAAGAGACACAUGAGAACUCACACAGGAGAAAAACCUUUCAGCUGCUCCGAGUGUAAUAAAUCUUUUGCAGAUAGUGGAAACCUACGCUUACACAUGAAAAUCCACACAGGCGAGAAACCUUUCAGUUGCACAGUUUGUGUUAAAAGAUUUUUGCACAAGUCGCAACUACAGAUACACACGAUAACUCAUACUGGAGAGAAACCCUUCAGCUGCUCAGUGUGCAGUAAAAGCUUUACACAGAAGGUACACCUGACACAACACAUGACACUUCACACAGGAGAGAAACAGUUCAGCUGCAGUGUAUGUGGUAAACAUUUUAUACGAAAGGGGAAUCUGAUGCACCACAUGAGAAUACACACAGGAGAGAAACCUUUCAGCUGCAGUGUUUGUCAAAAAAGGUUUGCCUGGCAUUCACUAGUCAAAACACAUAAAUGUCGUCCUUCCUCACAGCUGCAGCAAACUCAAACAAAACCGAUAAAAACAGAAGCUGAAGACCAGACUGGAGACUCUUCUUAACCUGAGACUGAUGACAGUGCUGAUUGGAAGGGUACCAGUCAGGUUUAAACUCUGAUGAUCAAUGAUGAAGCCUCUAAAAGUGGUACGGCAUGUAAUACAGGAGAGAAUUCAGUUGCUCAAAAAUGGACCAACAUUAUUAUUAAAGUGUUUUAUUAGGUUUCCAAGCCCGGGAAGACCGGGGCCACGUUGAUGCAAAGCAAUGCGGCUCCCAGUACCAGCGAUGCUGGGAACCCUAUAGAGAGGUGAAGUCCCUCCCCCUUCCGGUUGACCUCAUGGGACCUUAAUUCAGAAAAAAAAUAUGCGUGAUAGUAAACGGAACUACAUAUGUCGUCUCGCGCAAUUUACGUCGGAAGGGGAGGGACUUGGCCUCUCUAUUAUUAUCGCAACGAUUAUAAUUAUAAACCGUGCAUGGGGCAGUGCAUUUUUAUGAAUGGUUCAGUCUCUUGAAGGGACCUCAGGUACAAAAAUUGACAAAUGUCUGCCAGCAGGGGGCACUAUUAUAAUAAUAAUGCAUAUUGGCCUAUAUCUCUCAUACCGUACACCGCAUCUUCAAAAACCUUGUUUCGAAAAAUUAUCGAAAGAAUUUUGGGCAAAAAUGAAAAACACCAGUAUUUUUUUACACCACAAAAUUCGUGGUUCGAUUCCCAGGCUUCUCCGGCCACAUGUCAAAGUGUCACUGAACAAGACCUUAAACCCCAAGUUGCUCCCUGGAUGCUGUGUGUAUAGCUAUCUACUGCUUCUAAUACUUAGGAUGGGUUAAAAGCAGUAAUUAAAUGUCACUACAUUGUACUGUAUGUAUGGGACGAUUUAAGAAUAAAGUUUCAUUUUUUGAAUUUUAAAAAUAUGAACCUUUGCUUACCUACGCCAAAUGGACCACAUUUGGCGUAGAUUGGCCGUUAGAGGGCGCUACAAUUACAAAAAAAUUUAUAUCUCAUGAAGGGAUCAUGUGAUAUUUAUGAAACUUGGAGUGUACAAUCUAGGACGACUCCUGAGGCCACACGUACAAUGGUGUACUGAUUUGUCAAAAUGGGCGUGGUCCAUUACACCCAAAAAUGCAUUGAUGCUUUUUUGAAUGGAUGUAUAAAAUGCAUGUAAAUGGGAAAUGUGCAUUUUCAAUUCACUACAGAUCUUGCACAAUAUUUUAUGACGUCUGCCCCGCAGCCGUCGCACUUUGGGUUUCGCGGACUCCAAGGGUUAUCUAGAGGGAUUGGCGUCAAUUUCUUUUUUUUAUCAAGGAUGUAGCCUGAGAUAGCACUGUAAAUUAUGGACUGUAUAAGUGUCUAUCAUCCAUUCUGUUGUUGGGAUUUGUGCGAUGCUUUUGAAAUGUCUGUAAAUCCUUGCCAAUAUAUGAACCCAUGCCUCUAAUAAUACAGCCAACAUUAGCCUUAGCUAACAUGGCUAUUGUUUAGCCUGGCCAGCCAGUCUGAUUAAUUCAUAACGGUUAGGCCUACUCCUAGGUAGCUUCUCUGUCUCUCCUCUCUCCCUCGCCUCUGUCUGUCCUAAUUGCAGGAUUGGAGUCUGGUGUGCGGCUGCCUCUCAUCUACCACAAUCAACCUCUGCUUCAUCUACCCUGUCAUUCCUUCACUCUGCGUCAGAUCGUAGUCAAGACAACCACACUGCCUUUGGAACCUGACUCCUGCUACAGCUUCACUCGUGCCAUACACCGAACCAGAACCACCACCACUGGACCCCACCACUAGCCGGUCUGCUGUCUCUCUCUGACCGACCCGCUCCUUCCCAGAAUUCACCUGACCUGUUCUCUGCCCUGGAAACCUGGACUUGCUUUACCCCCCGGAAACCUGGAAUUGACACUUGAGUACUUUGAAUAAAACCUGUUAACUCACACUCCUGGUUCUGCGUCUGUCUGCAUUUGGGUUCUGUUCCUCAUUCAAAGCUAACAAUAACAGUAAUAUAGAGC
This is a messenger RNA of Perca flavescens (yellow perch), 3444 nucleotides long. RefSeq names its product gastrula zinc finger protein XlCGF57.1-like. The coding region runs from base 219 to 1526 and encodes 435 amino acids. Gene Ontology annotation, cellular component: nucleus. The record is from RefSeq and is a predicted model, not a curated record. NCBI's taxonomy places the organism in Eukaryota, Metazoa, Chordata, Actinopteri, Perciformes, Percidae. Gene Ontology annotation, molecular function: DNA-binding transcription factor activity, RNA polymerase II-specific. The transcript is spliced from 2 exons. Gene Ontology annotation, biological process: regulation of transcription by RNA polymerase II.